UAUCGAGUACACUCGAUAGAAAACCGCGAGUAGAGAACCCGUUUUUGGUCACAUUGAUUCAUGGACGAGAUUUGGGAAACACGUGCGCGGGAAAUAAGGAUCCAUAGACCAAAAUGAUGCAAACUAACUUCCUCCCGUUGAACAUAAGAAGGUUCCAGCAGCGGGCACAGGUGGAGACCCCAGACACGGUAUACUGGGAGCGGUUAUCGAAACCAGACCUCCUCAAGGAACACAACACCAUCGACUACAUAGACUUCAGUCUCACGGAUCCGGACAACUUCGUAGUCACCUGCUCGGUGCGAGUACAGAUCUACAACCUGGUCACAAAGCUGGUGGUGAAGAACCUUUCCAGGUUCCAGAAAACAGCCUAUGGAGCGACGUUCAGGCAGGACGGUCGGCUGCUGGCCGCCGGCGACGAAGAAGGCCACGUGAAGCUCUUUGACACAACGAGUAGGAACAUCCUCCGGCUGUUCAAAGGACACACCGCUCCAGUGCAUCGCACCUUCUUCACGGCGGACAAACUGCAGCUAGCCAGCUUCUGUGACGACAAGUCCAUCCGUCUGUGGGACGUCGCCAACGAGAAGGUGGUCCAGACCUACGAAGAUGCCCAUUCGGACUAUAUCCGGGCUGGCGCCAUGCAUCCCCUGGCAUCGAAUGUGUUCGCCUCCGGCGGCUACGAUGGCAAGAUCCAUCUCUACGACACAAGAGCUGAGAAUGCGGUACAGCAGACCCUGGAUCAUGGUGCACCUGUGGAAUCCAUGCUGUUCCUGCCCAAUGGCUCGGUGCUUGUCACCGCCGGCGGCAACCAGGUCCGUGUUUGGGACAUGAUCAGCGGCUGCCGGCUGCUCACCACCAUGGCCCAGCACCACAAGACCGUGACGUGUCUCCGGCUGGGAUCAGAUGGCCGGCGUCUGUUCUCGGGCGGCCUGGACCGCCACGUCAAGAUCUACGACGUCAGUACGUACAAGACAGUUCACACGCUCACCUAUCCCAAUGCGGUGGUUAGCUUGGGAGUGGCUAGCGGGGAUCAGGCUGUGGUAGCCGGUAUGGUCGAUGGCCUGGUCUCCAUUCGUCGGAUGACCGUUGACAGCAAGCCGAGUCACUUGAAGAAGAUCCGUACCUCGCGGUCAAAGAAUGUGGAGCGCAAGCGGCCAACUCCUCGUCCAACUAUCCCACAAGAUGUGGAUCAUGUCGUCAAGGAUCGUGUGAAAGGACCCGGCCUGAAAAUCUACGACGUACAGCUGCGACAGUUUAACCAUAAGAAGGCACUGGACAAUGUUAUGUAUCUGCAGAGGAUGGAGAAGCAGCCAGAACUGGUAGUGGCGGUGAUCACAGACCUACUGCAUCGGAGAUCCCUGGACAAGGCGCUGAUAGAUCGGCCGGAGCACAUUCUCAUCAAGUUUAUUGACUUUGUCUGCGCCCACCUCUCCGAAACACGUUUCAUGCGACCCCUGAUGAACGCCGCCAGCACUGUCCUGGACGUCUUCGAACGGCAGCUGGUGACCUGCAGCGAUUUGCUAUUAAAGUCUCUGGAGAAGCUAUCCCGGACGGUGCAGAACGAGAUUCAACUGACAACAGAGCUUAUCCAGCUGAAGGGCGCCAUGGAUAUGCUGAUAGGCGUCUCCCUGGAGGGCGAUGAGACGAGGCACCGGCCCACCUACGUCCAGCCGACGAGGGCGCCCAAGAUGCAGCCCUCACAGGCGGCGGAGAAGUAUGUGGUCUUUGUGGAGUGACAUCCUGAUGAUGGCAUGACCCCAUCAUCAUCAUCAUCCGGCAAUUAUGCAUAAAUAGUAAUACCUAUAUUUUAUUUAGUAGGAAUUUUUUAAUUAUGUUUAGGCGCAAAAUAAAGUGUAAAUAAGACGAAAAAAAAUAGACUUAUUCCUGGGGAGAGGUGGAGGAGGGGGAAAAAAACAUCCUUGAUCCUUACUAUGCAUGUAUAUAUCCUUCUUUAUUAAAUACAUACUUAAAAUGAACAUUUUCCUUCAUCAUCUUUUGCCGAUUUUCAUUCCUUUCUUUUUUCCUUGCUUUUUUCGGUUUUUUUUUUAAAUAUACAGUUGAAUUUUUCCUGCACAAGUUGUACAAACAAUAAAAAAAAAAUAUAAUAAAAUAAACGACAAAUUUUUAAUCAUAAUCUUUUAUGGAACAACAAGAGUUGUCCACUUUUUUUUUUAAACUAGCAUUCUUGCAGUUUUUGUUUUUGUUUUUUUUUUAGCAUAAUAUUUUUUUCGAUUUCGAAAUACAGAUUUUUUUUAGCAUUUUUGUUUUAAACUAUUUUCUGUUUUUGUUUUUUUCUGUGUAGAAUUAAAGUUACGAUUACAUUAUUUUACGGUUAUUUGGAAAGACGAAUUUACACUUAGAAUUUGCUUGUUUUUUGUUUUUGUUUUCGGUUUUUUGUUUUUUUUUUUAGCUUAAACUUAAACUCUCGCGCUAAUUAUAAUAUAUAUAAAUCUUGUAUUUAUGUAUAAUUAUAUGUAUAUGUAUAGGUAUAUAUAUAUAUCUAUUCCGCUCGAUCUCGCUAUCAAUUAUACUUUAUACUUUUUUACGUUUUUUGCCAUUUUUUUUUUUUGUUCUUAACAUUAGAGAGAAAAAAAUAUAUAAGAUUACACACUUUUUCGUUAAAUUAAAAAUAUAUAAAAUACAGAUAGGCGUCUUAACUAGUUACAAUUACAUGCGUGUGUGUAUGGGUGUGUUUAUGUGUGUGUGGAAGGACAAUUGCGGAAGUUUUUUGGGGGUUGGGGAAGAGGGACAGGAGGAAGGAGUGUUGUUGUUUGUCGGAAGUGCUGCUGGAGAGCCCCUACAUUUACAAUUAAAUUACAAGUUACAGGUUUAUACUUUAUACGCAUAUACAUAACAGAUAUUGCCUUUACAUUUUACACUCUUCGGUCCUCCGAUCCUGAGAACCGAAGCCAGGAUGCACAUCUUACAUCCUAGCCCCGAGGACAGCCCCUCAGUUUCGGUCUCAGUCACAGUUACACAAUUCUAUAUUUCCGAGAGUCUGUACAACAUACAUCUUAGCGUUGGCUUUUUUGUUUUCUUUUCUUUUUUUUUUUGUUUUUUGUGGAAGGGAGGAGGGGAUUUUCUACUGGCUUGCUACUGACUACGACGGGGGGGAAGCAGGCGCAAUAUAAUCGAAUAUGUGGGCAUUCACA
Drosophila ananassae is the source of this 3149-nucleotide messenger RNA. Its product is annotated as U3 small nucleolar RNA-associated protein 15 homolog. Gene Ontology annotation, cellular component: nucleolus. Lineage: Eukaryota; Metazoa; Arthropoda; Insecta; Diptera; Drosophilidae. Gene Ontology annotation, molecular function: protein binding. Gene Ontology annotation, biological process: rRNA processing; positive regulation of transcription by RNA polymerase I. The transcript has 2 exons. The coding region runs from base 114 to 1733 and encodes 539 amino acids. The record is from RefSeq and is a predicted model, not a curated record.